UCAAAGCGCUGCCAAAUGUUUUAAGCUGAAGGUGAAGACCGGAAGCCGCAGUUUGAAGCGCGCCCGGCUAACUUGACAGUGGCAUGUCAAAACCAGUCGUUCAUACGAGACCCAGCCUACACGUCGUAACUGUGAAAGUGGAUGUGAGAGGAAGUCACAUCCAUUAGCCUGACCUACCAGCCCUGUGGCUGUGGUUGCUAUUUAAAGUGGCUAACAAGCUAGCUAACCUAUACCCGCUAACUUCACGAUUUUGAGGCAGUUUACAGACGAACGGUGUGGCGAACGGCGGCGCUAGUACUACUCUGUUUACGGAGCUGAACACGCCAAUUUCUCUUCCACAGAAACGUCCUGCCACAAUGGACAACCUGAGUGACGCUCUGGAGAAACUGAAGAUCGCGUCAACAGACAGCGCGACUGACAGUGUGGAGAGCUGUUUGGACUGCCUGCUGAAAGCCCUCGCCAACAACAGCACUGAAGCCAGCAUGAAGAUCCAUGAGAUGGGCGUCCUCCCCCUGUUCCCCACCCUGUUACACCCCCAGUCCUCCUGCACACCCAAAGUAGCCAACAUUAUAGCCGAGGUGGCAAAAAAUGAGUUCAUGCGGAGUCCCUGUGUCGAAGCCGGCCUCAUCCCUCCUUUAGUCCAGCUGCUAAGCUCCACUGAUCAGGAGGUGUUGCUGCAGACUGGCCGCGCUCUGGGCAACAUAUGUUAUGACAGCCAUGAGGGCAGGAGUGCAGUUGACCUGGCAGGAGGGGCUCAGAUAGUAGCUGAACACAUAAAGUCCCUCUCCCAAAAUACUGAGCCGGAAAAUGAGAAGCUCUUGACUGUCUUUUGUGGCAUGCUGAUGAACUAUAGCAAUGAUAAUGAUUCCCUACAAGCCCAGCUGAUCAACAUGGGUGUAAUUCCCACUCUGGUGAAGCUACUUGGCAUCCACUCCCAUAACACAGCCCUGACAGAAAUGUGUCUAAUUGCCUUUGGGAAUUUGGCUGAGCUCGAGUCCAGCAAAGAGCAGUUUGCAUCCACCAAUAUUGCUGAGGAACUGGUGCAUCUCUUCCAGAAACAGAUGGAGCACGAGAAGAAGGAAAUGAUCUUUGAAGUUCUGGCUCCACUUGCAGAAAAUGAUGUCAUAAAGCUGCAGCUGGUGGAGGCAGGCCUGGUGGAGUGUCUGCUGGACGUCGUGGCUCAGACAGUGGAUGGAGAGCGGGAGGAGGACAUCGCCCAGCUGAAGACUGCCUCUGACCUGAUGGUUCUGCUGCUGCUCGGGGACGAGUCCAUGCAGAAGCUGUUUGAGGGAGGAAAGGGCAGCGUCUUCCAGAGGGUCCUGUCCUGGAUACCAUCUCACAACCAUCAGCUGCAGCUGGCCGGGGCGCUGGCCAUCGCUAACUUUGCUCGCAAUGAUGGCAACUGCAUCCACAUGGUGGACACUGGCAUCGUGCAGAAGCUUCUGGAGCUGCUGGAUCGGCAUGUCGAGGAAGGAAACGUCACGGUUCAGCAUGCAGCACUGAGCGCCCUACGGAACCUGGCUAUACCCGUGGUGAACAAAUCCAAGAUGCUGUCAGCUGGUGUGGCAGACGUGGUGUUGAAGUUCUUGCAGUCGGAGAUGCCUCCAGUCCAGUUUAAACUCCUGGGAACGUUACGCAUGCUCAUCGAUACCCAAGCUGAAGCAGCAGACCACCUGGGAACCAAUGGGAAGCUGGUGGAAAGGCUCGUGGAGUGGUGUGAAGCCAAGGAUCACGCAGGCGUAAUGGGCGAGUCCAACAGGCUUCUGUCUGCCCUCAUUCGACACAGCAAGUCCAAGGAAGUAGUGAGGACUGUCAUCCAGGGAGGAGGAGUCAAACACUUAGUUACCAUGGCAACCAGUGAGCACAUGAUUAUGCAGAAUGAAGCCCUGGUGGCUCUGGGUCUUAUAGCAGCCCUGGACUUAGUUGCAGCUGAGAAGGACUUGGUUGGAGCUGGUCUGGUGUCUGUGCUUCACAAGCUGCUGUCCGAUGAGAGGAGUGCGCCGGAGAUCAAGUACAACUCCAUGAUCCUCAUCUGUGCAGUCAUGGGCUCAGAGCCGCUUCAUAAAGAGGUCCAGAGCUUGGCAUUUAUCAACAUUGUGUCCAAGCUGAGGGCUCACGAAAACAAGACGGUAUCACACCAGGCGUCGCUCACAGAGCAGCGACUAACAGCCCAGAGCUAAAUGACUGAGUCUAACCCCACCCACACCUACCCACUGAAUGCCUGCCUGAUACCUAAUUAUCCAGUGACACCUCACCACUGCGCUCCCCUGUGCCCCAUCGUCAUGUGCCAAGGUACCAUGUCAUGUGAACUGCGAGCCAGAUAUCCACUUAUGUCUCUGCCACCUCCACUAGGGUUAGACUGAUGUGUAAUACUUUGUGCUUAUAUACAAUCUGAGUAUUGAGCUUUUAUUUUGAAGAACCCAUAAUUAUAAACUUGUCAAAGUGAAAACCUCUGUUUUUAGAUACACACACUCUCCUCUGAAAGCCAUAUUUGUAGUUUUAUUCCGACGGGUUAGCAGAAGGCCGGCUGAGGAAGGCUUCACACACACAACCCUUAGACUGAUGUGGAGCCACUAAUAAACGCAUUAGUCUAACCCUAUCCCCCUCCUCUACACGUGCAUGCGUCUCUGGUACAAGGAGCUCCACGAGGGCCGGGGCACCAUAGACUGCCCAAUGCAAUAGAUUGAAGAAGACACUCUUUUAUGACCAUAGCUGUGACGCCAUCCGCCGGUAAGCCGUGGAAGAAAGUGUGCACAAAAGAGCAAAAAAAGCUUUCCUGUUGUGGAUUUUCUUUGGUUUUUCAAAGCAGACAGCCAUGACGUGCCCAGCUGUGUCCCAUGUAGAUAGACUAUACGCUGACUAGGAGCUGUGCAUGUUUCAGUCCUGUUCACGGUGUGCCACGUUUACCUGUCCGCUGCUUGCAUACUCCAGAGCAUAGCCAGCCCUCUUCCUGCUGACACCUCGAGUCUUGGACUCUCUAAAGAUUUUAUUCAGUUUUUAAAUUGUGUUGUCCAAACAGUUACACAAACAAAAGGAAGGAAAAGUACGAGCAGAGGGGGAAAUUGGACGUGCGCCCUUCCUGAUAAAUGAUGUAUAAUGACCUUCUGCAGGAGCUCCUGGACUUUAUCCAAGACCAUCAUACUGUGAAUAAUGGUCUUUAAUUGCCACCUCCUGGAAGUUUUACAGGAAUGUGUACAGCGUAGCCUCAGUAACAGCAGGAGAGGUCCAAUCACAGCAUCAGUGAGAGCACAGGGCGUCCUGCAUGUCGGAUAUAUGAAAUCAUUCCAGUCAGUGCAUCGUAGCUCAAACCAACAUCAGUGAGCUGUUAUUGUUUCAGGACAUCUCAGAGCAGCACCAAACGAGAUCAGGCCCCACAAACGCAGCCCCCGCGUGUCCGUGGGGUCACUGCCGUGUACAGUCUGUGGUGACCGCACAGCUUCAGCUCGGCAGCAGGGAACAGGGAUUAACAGUUAAUUGAACGCAGACACAAAGCAGCUCCCACACGGCGCCCUCUGGAGGACAGACGUGGUUUACAUGCAGCAGGUUCUAGUCGGUUGGUUCUAGCGUGCACUCCUCACCCUGUUUCCUGGUCUGGGCCCACACCUGUCCUUUUCUUUUUUAAAGGUAUGAAUGGUUAUUUAUCAGAGUCGUGCUCUUCUACAGACACAUGCCAGUAGAGAUCUAUCCUUAGUAACUGCAUAAAUUACUAUAAACAUAUAUGUUUGUUGUACAUGUCAUGAGUUGUAUAUUUUGGAGGAUUGUAACUCAGAUAAUUGUAAUGCAGAUAAUUAAAAACGAUAGCUGGUGACGA
This is a messenger RNA of Oreochromis niloticus (Nile tilapia), 3811 nucleotides long. It is a transcript of the gene rap1gds1, whose product is annotated as RAP1, GTP-GDP dissociation stimulator 1. Bases 357 to 2180 code for a protein of 607 amino acids. Gene Ontology annotation, biological process: positive regulation of GTPase activity. Lineage: Eukaryota; Metazoa; Chordata; Actinopteri; Cichliformes; Cichlidae. The record is from RefSeq and is a predicted model, not a curated record. Gene Ontology annotation, molecular function: protein binding; guanyl-nucleotide exchange factor activity. The transcript is spliced from 15 exons.